AAAAAAAAAAAGAAAAAGAGAGAAAAAAAGGGAAUCCUCACUAUCAGAAUGGUGAUCACUUCAAAACGUUAAACUUCGCUCUUUACCAACUGUAGCCACCACGUCGUCAGCAGCAGUAGUCAUAAUAAUGAAUCCUUUAAUGUUGGUCGGCGACAUCGUCGAAAAAGAGACGCCCCCCUCUAAACCUCCGGUCGCUUUUGAGGACAUCGACGCCUCCCCUACCGGCUUCCCCGCACACAAGAAACGCACUCGCGUGUCUGCCUUUAAGCAACAGCGACAAGGCAAGCCCGUGACCGGCGCCGAUACCGCCAAGGCGAAGAGCUCCCUCUCUACACAGGCAGAGGACAAUGGCGGAAGCGACUCACAGGAAUCCUUCGAGGCCGCCGAACGCCGCCGGAUCGAUCGCGAGAACAGGCAGAAGUUGGAGGACAUGAGCCCGGAGGACAUUGCGAGGGAGAGGAAGGAGCUGAUGGACUCACUCGACCCGUCGCUCAUUCAACGCCUCCUUGGCAGGGCCAAUAUCGACGAGCAACAUGGUCCGAAUCCCUUCGAUCCGCCCGCUACGAAAAAUGCCACAGCCAAAGAGCCGGUGACUCCAGCGCCAGAGAUCAAAAUCGAAGACACGUCCACGCCACCGAAAGCUCAACCCCGACCUCAAACAACUUCAACUUCUGCUCCAAAAUCCGUCUCUUUCGCUAAAGUAGAAGACUCGGGGCCAUCACCGCCGCCCCCCGUAGACGAAGACAAGCCCCCAUCCGCGCCUCCGGAAGGCCUCUUCCCGCUCAAUUCUCAGCCCGACAAGACGCACUUCCCUCAGCCACCCGCUCUCCCCGAUCUCGAUCCCUCCCACCCGGACUUCCUCGCAACUCUCCACGAGAAGUUCUUCCCGAACCUGCCCGCCGACCCGAGUAAGCUAGCCUGGAUGGCGCCCAUCCCCACCGCACACAGCCCAGCCGAUCGCGAAUCCCCAUACUACCCGGGCCAGCCCUCGCUGCCCAUCUCGGCGCUGCGGUUCGACUUCAAGGGCGGCCUAAUCCCCCCCAAGCUCAGCAGAGCGAUUCCCGUGUCCAAGGGACUGCAUCACCACGGCCAGGCGCCAGAGGCGGCGGGAUAUACGAUCGAGGAGCUUUCCAUCUACGCGCGGAGUGCCGUCCCUGCGCAGCGUUGUAUCGCUUUCCAGACGCUGGGGCGGAUUCUGUAUAGGCUGGGGAAAGGCGAAUGGGGCAACGGCGAGGAGGAUAGUCUAGCGAGGGGCAUCUGGAGCAGUAUUCAGGAAGGUCGGGUGUUGGAAAGCCUAUCAGAGGCGGCAAUUGUCGAGGGAGGCCACAGGGGAAGCCGCGCGUACGCGACGGAGGCACUAUGGUUGUUUGAGAAGGGCGGCUGGAGGGAGCAGUGGUCAGGCAGGUAGGAAAUGGGAAAGUUAUUGUCCCCCGACUCUGCGUCUGCGGGAGAAAGCUUCCAGGGCUAGUGCUCCUGGCAGAGAGAUCAACAACGGCACCACAAAUACGAGACUAUGACUUGUGCUAAGGAGAGGAAAGGUUGGCCGUCCAACACAAGCCUCCAAACUGUAAAGGCUAAAGCCGGCGCCAGGAGAACAAGACGGUUAGGCUGAAUGAAUCAGUAGAAGCCAAGCAACAGCGGCGUCUUCGGCCGUUUUGGCUUUGCAACCCCUAGGCU
Molecule: messenger RNA, 1677 nt
Organism: Colletotrichum navitas
Lineage: Eukaryota; Fungi; Ascomycota; Sordariomycetes; Glomerellales; Glomerellaceae
Product: RPAP1-like protein
Exons: 1
Coding region: 128-1408 (426 amino acids)
Biological process (GO): transcription by RNA polymerase II
Source: RefSeq, a predicted model, not a curated record